AUGGCAUCUCGGCUGCGAUGGAGCCAUCGUAUGACAGCAAGUACUCGAUUCAAAUCCAUGGCGACAGCCGAGAGCCAACAAGAACAGAACAGCAGCUUGGCAUCACCGUCUAUUUCCAGUGUCAAUACCAAUCAUUCAUUAAUAAAAGUUCCUUCCGUACCCAUUUUUGGAUCGACUCUUUCCAUGUUUUCUGGAACGCCACCUUUGAACAAGAACAAAUUUUUGCAAUGGUGGGCAGCUCUGCAUGACAGCUAUGGUGAUUUCUAUCAAAUUGGCAUUCCCGGCAUUGGAGCUGGUCAACAAGGGAUUACUCAUGUCAUUUCAGAUCCCAAAGAAAUGAUGAAAGUUCUCAAACAGGAAGGAACACACCCCAGUGGAUUGGUGGAAGCUCACUGGGCAACUAAAGCCUAUUUCAAUGACCGAGGCUAUGCCGUGGCUGAAAUGUACUCUCGGGGGGAAUGA
This is a messenger RNA of Seminavis robusta, 462 nucleotides long. NCBI's taxonomy places the organism in Eukaryota, Bacillariophyta, Bacillariophyceae, Naviculales, Naviculaceae. The record is from the annotation of a GenBank genome assembly.